AUGGUGCGCAGCUUCAUGAUCCGCGGCACGCACGGCCCCAUGCAGACGUUGCUGGAUUGGCGCACGUACGGGUUAAAGGUGCAUUAUAACACCACCACGCCAGGGCAUGUGGGAUGGAUGGGUAGUGACGAGCUGUUAUACAAGGACGUGUAUUUCACCAUGAGCGCGUUCCGCGGGUUUAUUCAUGGCUUGGUGGGAUCGGCGCGCGAGCUGCUGUGGGAGCUAGUGGCGCAGUAUUUGACCCGCGUGGCCCGGUUCAAGGAGAAGCUCGCCGUGGCCAUUCACGUCACGGGCGGCCAGCCCGCGCGGGCGCCCGAGCUGUUGAGCAUCCAGCAUGUUAACACGCAGGCCAGCCGGCACCGGAACAUAUUUAUUGAGGAUGGGAUGGUCACGGCCGUGACGGCGUACCACAAGGGGUUCCACGCGAGUAAUGACAUCAAGUUGAUCCACUGGCAGCGCAGCAGCAGCCAGCGCCGCAGCUAG
Molecule: messenger RNA, 483 nt
Organism: Aspergillus calidoustus
Lineage: Eukaryota; Fungi; Ascomycota; Eurotiomycetes; Eurotiales; Aspergillaceae
Source: the annotation of a GenBank genome assembly